Styela clava is the source of this 813-nucleotide messenger RNA. The record is from RefSeq and is a predicted model, not a curated record. Lineage: Eukaryota; Metazoa; Chordata; Ascidiacea; Stolidobranchia; Styelidae.
CAUUCGACUGAGUCCUAUGAAACAUCUAGCUGGCAAUUUAUGUUUAUCGGUCAAAUUUAAUUGUCAUUCAUAUGCAACUCACAGUUGGAAGUUUGAUGGAUACAACUGUAUGAAGCCACUAGGAAUCAGUGAUGGUCGAAUUCCUAAUCAAUUCAUCACUUCAUCAUCUGUUCUCAAUUCCAAGUAUGAAGCAUUUUAUGGCAGACUAGAUCAGGGAAUAGAUCCAACUAAAAAUAUUGGCUGGGCUUGUCUUUGUAUGAAAAAUAGUAACAAUGAUGAGUGGAUUCAAAUUCAAACUGACAAAUUAAAAAUUGUUCAUGGAAUUAUAACUCAAGGUUCAGUUUAUGGGGACUAUUUUGUAAAAUCAUACAAAAUAGCUUAUUCUGAUGAUGGGCUGCAAUGGACCUUUGUGCAAAACAAUUUUGGAACAGAUAUGAUUUUUCCAGGUAAUACAGACUCAUCCACGAAAGUUGCUAACUAUUUGCCAAAAUCUAUUUUUGCCAAAUUUAUUCGACUGUAUCCAUUGAAAUAUAAAAACUAUAUUGUUCUUCGAAUGGAGUUAUUGGGCUGUUAUUUGGAAGAAUCCAUGAUGGCUACAUCGACAACAGAUAUGAGUUCUGCUUUCAAAAUGCAAAAAUGUAUAAAGCUGAAAAUGGAUAUGACUAUUGGAUUGUGAAAGGGGUAGAUUCAUCAGGUGUUGAAUGUGAAAAUAACAAUAGAGUUUGCAAGUUGGGUGGUGGAGGACUUGCAUAUCAAUUCAUUUCCACUUCUGGUCUUUCUCAGAAAAUCUUCCAGAACUUCAGCUCUUUCGUC